Messenger RNA from Stegostoma tigrinum, 4208 nucleotides. Its product is annotated as protein shisa-2-like. The record is from RefSeq and is a predicted model, not a curated record. The transcript is spliced from 2 exons. NCBI's taxonomy places the organism in Eukaryota, Metazoa, Chordata, Chondrichthyes, Orectolobiformes, Stegostomatidae. Bases 1053 to 1949 code for a protein of 298 amino acids.
AAUGAACUUGCACAACCAACAGGGCUGUGGCGUCAUGUUUGAGCCCCCUGCUACCUGCAAAGAGUGGUCAAAGACUCUUUCAAAGCAUUGUACAUAUUUCUAGCGAAUCAUUCAUUUUAAACAUCUUAAUCUCGCCAGGAGAAUAAAUGGCACAUAAUUAAAUGCAUCAGGCACAAAAAGUUCGGUCACUGAAGAAACUCCAAUGGCCAUGGGACUUUUUUUCACGCAGACUCAGACCUAUGCGCAAGCCCUGUAUAAUGUAAAGCGGAGACUGCUGGUGAGAUAGUGAAAAGCAGGGAUUGUAGGAGCUGGAAGCUGUUAGCACUGAGCCGAGCCAGAGACUGCAGCUCCAGGGCUGACACUCGCCUCUGUGCUUUCAAGCUCCUGGAUGUGAAAGAGGCGAGAGCCUGCCAGAGUCUGUGCUAGUCGCAGCCUUUGGACAGAGAGGGCUUUCUGUUUCAUUUCUCUUUCCUCAGGAAAAGAAAGUUGACAAUCACUUGUGCACAGACGUUGCUGAGGGACUCUGUGCUAAAAUGCAGUAGCAGUUGUAUCUUUGCUUUUAGCCGGGUCCGGCGGAUUAUAAUUCUGAGAAAGAAGAGUUAAAAGUGUUGCAUACGGAGCUGGACAAUAGACAGAAAGGGAGUAGCCAGAGUCCACUGCCUGGAUAUCCGGAUUGAAAGACGCUUCGUUUCUUCCUCAACAAAAUCGUUGCUGUUUUUGUUCCUAUGACUGCUCCGGGUUAAGAAGCGCCGCGGAGAUGUUGGCAAAGUGGAAAGUGUCACUUGCUUGUUCUAUCGAAACCAACAACUAAAUCGGAUCUCACCGUGAACCGCUUGGAUGAAGAUGGGGAACGAAAUCUGCUUCCCCACAGUUUGCUUUGUUGUUUAAAGACUGCGUCUGAUGUCGGGAUCUCUGUGGCUUUCUCUACUGAUUCCAGAACUUACCGAUCAAGAUGUUUUAGAAGCAGGGCAGUCUGUGUGAGGGCUCCUUAUCGUAUUUCGCUGCCCGUUUCAAUUGUUUGACCCGACCCUGUGGUUCCUGGUCACUCGGGGAUGGGCUUGAUGAUGAGAAGUUACAGGGUGCUCCCGGGCAGCUUCCUCCUGCUCGCCGCUGCUUUCGUGGUCGCCCCAACUCCGGCCAGUGCCAGCGGAGAGUACUGUCACGGCUGGCUGGAUUCUCAGGGGAGCUGGCACCAAGGCUUUCAGUGUCCCGAGCGCUUCGACUCGGGCUCGGCUACCAUCUGCUGCGGCUCCUGCUCCCUGCGCUACUGCUGCUCCAGUACUGAGGCCAGACUCGACCAGGGCCGCUGUCACAACGAUCAACCGGCUGGAGGCAGCGGAGCCCAGGCCGGCGGCGAGGGCACGGACAGCGCUAACUCCUCAGCAGUUCCAAUCUACGUGCCUUUCCUCAUUGUUGGUUCUGUAUUUGUGGCCUUUGUCAUCGUGGGCUCAUUUGUGGCAAUCUGCUGCUGCAGGUGUCUCAAGCCUAAGGAGGAACCACAACAGAGCAGAGCUCCAAUGGAAAAUCGCCUCAUGGAAACGAUCCCGAUGAUUUCAAGUUCCGGCAAUCCCAGAGGAUCCUCAUCCAGGCAAUCCAGCACUGCUGCCAGCUCCAGCUCCAGUGCCAACUCGGGGGCCAGGGCCCCUCCUCUAAGAACACAGACAAACUGCUGUCUGCCUACAGAAGGGACAAUGAAUAAUAUAUACUUGAAUAUGCCACCUAAUUUCUCUGUGAUGAACUGCCAGCAAGCUCCACAGAUUAUGCCACACCAGGCUCAGAUUUUACACCCUCAAUAUUUGGGUUAUGCUGUGCAACAUGAUUCUUUGGCAAUGACCCCUACUCCUCCCUACAUAGAUGGACUGCAGAAUGGUUUCCGACAGAUGCAGACCCCCUUCCCUCAUGUUAGUGGGAAUACUGAACAGAUGAUGUAUACAACAGUAACUGUUUAGAAAGAUACUUCUCAAUUUUUGUUAAUAUCUACUAUGAGAAGUCUCUUCCUUAAAAUGCGAGAAGUGUAACUCAAUUUGAGUUUCUGAAAUCAAUUAGUUUGUCAACUUUAUCUCAAAUGAGAUGGCAAAAAAAAUUUCAUUAUGUGUACAAUGAAAACAUGUUUUUAAAUUUGCUACCCUGGCAAUGAUCCUAUGAAUAUUUGUGAUUAGCACUGGCAUGCUAAUGCUCCUGGGAGUAUCUGAUGUUAGUGUUGCCCAGGUAAUGCUCUGGGAAUAUCUGGUGGUUAGUGCUGCCUAGCUAAUGAUAUUAGGAGUACCUGAUGGUCAUUGAUGUUCAAUUGUGGUUUGGAAGCACUUGAUUGGUGAGUAUUGUAACAGGCUCGGAAUUGGGGGUAUAACACUGGUUGUUGUUGCCCAAUGAUGAGUUUAUGCUGGUCGGUUCUGUCUCAUUGAUGAUUGUGGCAGUAUAUGCAAUUGGUUCUGUUCCAUUGCUUAGAGCAGACAGGGUGACUGCACUAAUGAUCACACAUUAAAGUUCAGAGUGGGAUUGGUAAUUUAAAUAUUGUCUUGCCUAUUGACUAUGAUGAAUAGGCAACUAUUCUUAUAAGAUGCUACACUGUCUCUAAAUCCAUGCCCCUCCGUCGAUACAGAAAACUGUACCAUUUCAUAAAACCAUGUGUUCAUUGUCAGUAUCUCACACUGGCACACCUCUACACUGCUGUUUCCAGAAAUAACCAAUCAAUUCCUGUUAAGACAACAAGGGCAUUUUGGAUACUCCAAAUUUAAAUUUGUUGUACAGGAUCACAAUUUAGUCCAAAACAAAGGAAAUGCAAAUACCUAUAGAUAUUCAUGAAAAAUGUAUUUGAAUCUUAAGCAAUUUUGUCUAGAAGUUUUAACUGUGAAGCUAGUUAACAGCUUGAAUGCAGUCAUGGAAAGUCGUCACCUUUACAUGGCCAGUUCUGCUAACAGCAAUCUAUUUGUUAGGAUGGAAAGUGCCACAAUCAGUUUAUUAUCUCUGAUAGUUUUGUAAUAAAUUCACUCCAGAGUAAGGGGUCCAUGUCUGCUGUGAUUUCAUACACCAACUAAAUGUGCUUGAAUUUUUGGUGUAAGAGUUAAUUAACCUGAAAUUCAAUUUUAAUUAUAUGGUGAGAUUGCGUCAGUUUCCAGCUCCAUAAUCAUGGCUCCAUGAAUAUAAUUCAGCCAUCAUUCCCCAUUAAUUCUGAGAAUUUUCCAUAGAAAUCAGGUAUUUAGUUCAUUCUCAUUUAUUUCAAAUAAUUCAGAAGUUGUACCAGGGAUUUUACUUAUGCUGGUUGUAUUUAUUGGAACCUCUACCAGUAGACCACAAAUGGACGUUUAAUUCAGAAUUGGUUGGUUUUGAAUGUUCACAUAUUGAGAAUAGUUGUUACUUUACAAAAGAGGUUCAAAGAGAGCACCUAUGUUAGUCCUUUUUAAACUUAUACUGUAAAAUGUGAUAUGCAAGUUGCAGAAGUGUACUUCCUUAAUUUUAUUGGUUGAUAUCGUAGUAGAAGUUGUACAAAUAACUAUGAAGGAGCAACUUUUACACUGGAAUACCUUGCCAUAUGAAUGAAAUGUAGACUAAUACAUAAUUUCAAUACUCAACUUUAUUUCAGCUUUUGUUGUGAAACAUGCUGAAAUCCUGAUGAUGUGGAGGUCAUCAGUCAAAAGAUUCUUCUUAACACAAAUUCAUUUUUAUAAAAUCAAUUUUUACCAUUUUUAAGACAAUGUGAUUGAUCCCUUAAGUAUCCAAACAUCUAUUCAAUAUUUGCAUUGAUUGUGAAAACUAUGCAAACAAAAUAACUUUUAUGCAAAAGAAUACAAAUGAUCUGUGUAAAGAAGAUAAAAAAAAUAACUUGCACACCAGGGAAUUUGUUGUACUUGCUGAUGGAACGUUAUAUGACAUGUAUUUGAAAAUUAAUUAUUUAUUCAGUAAUGUCAUCCUUAAUUGCUUUGCAUUCAGCCAUAGUUAUAAACAGAAUGUGUUGCUCUGUGGACAACUUUCUCUUUCCUGGUUGUAUUUUAGAGAAUUAUUGAAAAUAGAAGUGAAAAUAAAACUUCUACCUCUGACCAGUAGUCCUCAACAUGUGUGGCAUUGUUCAGUGGAACAGUUCAGUCCACAUGGCAGCUCUUUAUAACUGUGCUGCCCUUCCGGUCAUCACUUGGGUGUUGGAAGUAUAAAGCUCACCUUCAUAAAUAACAAAGUGUGGAGCUGGAUGAACACAGCAGGCCAAGCAGCAUCUU